CUCAAAACAAGUUUUGCACAAUAACGUUCAAAUCUAUUAUACCCCCAUCCAAAGGCUUGACAAAAACAGCGCAGAGAACAAUAAUAAAAUUCAUAUCAGUUUCGCUGUUCGAUUUGUUACGUUCUCUCGUCAAAAAUUGUAAAAAAAAACUUUUAAAAUAUUGUGCGAAAUGAAUUCUCAAUCGAAGUGGAAGGAAAUGAACGGUAGCUGCAAAGAAAGCAGCACGCCUGCGAAAUUGGACAACACGAUGCUCGAGAAUGAAGCUGUGUUUUGCAAGAAAUCUGCUGGUUCGAUCAAUGCAAGACACUCAUCAUCUCGUCAUUUUCAACCAAAUAUUUUGACAAAUCACAAUUCAAUUCAACCAUUGAGACAAUACUACAAACCGACCUAUCACCCACCAUCUAUGUCACAAAGCACUGUGGUGUCGUCACGAAUGCAAAACCGUGACGAUGUUGAAAAUUCAUUUUACCGAAACUCGUCCAUAUUUACAAGCAGUGACGGUGUAAUCCAUAUUUCGCUACGCCACGGAAUACAAAUUGAUGUAACUGUUGACAAUUCCUUUCGCUUGACGAGCAAUGCUGGUCAGAUCGUUAUAGCGCUUUCGAACACAGGCCAAGAAUCCGCAAUUAAGCAUACAAAUGGAAUGGUUUUGCAGAUUAAUAACACGGUGCAAAUCGUUACCACCGAUCUAAGUCAAAACCCUAAAAAUGCGAGAUAUGCGACGAUGAGUGGCAAUGACAUUACCUUUACGAACGGCGUAUUGGUUGAACUGGAAGCUUUUACAUUGGAUCCGAUUGGAACUAGACAAAGUGACAACCAUUUUACUAAGCUGACUCAUGACAGCACUUCCGCUGUGUUUUUCGGAAAAUCCAAGCAUGGACCUGGAUGCAAUGAAGAAGCAUUGCAUUUCAUUCGAAAAGCAUCUGUUAAAAAGUGCACUGACGAUGGAAUGGACGUGAUAACAAUUAACGAUUUCCGAAUCUGGCAAAUGAAAGACGGGCUUGUCACGGUGGCGCGAAUGAGUUUGCCAUUCAAAAUACGUGCAAGUCCAAUGAAUUCUUCAUUCACAUUAUCAACGUCGCACAUACAUUGUACAGCAUCUUCACAGCACUCAUCACAUCUUUUCGUAAGAUCCCAAGACCAGUCAAUGCACUAUGACGGCAAGAACUUUGUUGUUCGCUACAACGGAAAUUCAGCUGGUUUCGAUAAAAAUGAUUUUCUAUUUGUCUAUUGAGAAAAACAAUAAUGUUAACACGUUCCAAGUAUAUUGUAAUACGUAAAGUUCAUUACGAAUUGUCCCAAGAAAAAUGCGUUAAUUAUCCGUUAUAUAAUUAAUAACUUUCUGAUUAACCACAUUCUAUUUGAAAUAUUUAAAUUUGGACAUUUUGCAACGCAAAAAUGAUGCUAAUAAAAUUUUUGUUUUGUAUUUAACCCUU
This is a messenger RNA of Bradysia coprophila, 1436 nucleotides long. RefSeq lists its product as uncharacterized. NCBI's taxonomy places the organism in Eukaryota, Metazoa, Arthropoda, Insecta, Diptera, Sciaridae. The record is from RefSeq and is a predicted model, not a curated record.